Molecule: messenger RNA, 2871 nt
Organism: Amphiprion ocellaris (clown anemonefish)
Lineage: Eukaryota; Metazoa; Chordata; Actinopteri; Pomacentridae
Product: odorant receptor 131-2-like
Exons: 3
Coding region: 921-1874 (317 amino acids)
Biological process (GO): G protein-coupled receptor signaling pathway
Cellular component (GO): membrane
Molecular function (GO): G protein-coupled receptor activity
Source: RefSeq, a predicted model, not a curated record
GUUUUCCCUUCAGGCCAUGUGUGCGAUAAUGGAUAUGAAAGAACGGGGCUUAAGUUUGUACUGAUACCGAGUCAGUAAAGGCUCAGUUGUGAAAAUGUAAAACUAGCAGAGUUAAAUGAACUUGAGAAGGCAAGUUUAACAAACUCAAGAUAUUAAGUUAACAAAUCCCACAGUCAGAUAUUGAAGACAUUUUGACCAAAGACAAUCUGUGAGGCUGCUGCUGGUUACAGUGAGAUAAAAUCAGCCUAAAAACUUGGGUUUAUGCUGCCAGUCAUUAAGUAAUUAAAAAUACAUUUGGAAAAUCUGAUUUCUCUGACUGGGUUUGGUUGGUUGAACAUAACUUCUCUAGAAGUUGUCCCAACAGAAACAGAUUGAUGAAUGCUGCUGUUUUUUUAGAGCGUACUGGACUCUACACUAGCCAUGUCAUACCAGAAAUGACCUGUAGAUGGCAGCAGUACGCCUCUACUGCAUCCAGCUGAUCUGGGAAACGGAGAUUCGAAUCCUUCGUCUUCCCGCCGUUUGGUGACUGCAGCAGCGAUCGGAUUCCACGAAGAACUCAUCCAGCGGCUGCAGAGAAGCAGAAAAUAAUCUUAUUUGAGUGCCAGGUCAUGGAGGGAGCACCAGGUGGUGAGGUUCAGAACGUCCUCUCUGUAGGCCGUCUCAUCAUUGCUGUGAAUCUACUCUUCAUGUUGACAUGUGAUGUGUCAUGUGACCAGACCGUGAGCUCAGAAUUCAUAAACGGUGAGUGGGGUGAAGCAGAACCUGCAGAUCAGCUCUGCCCACCUGGAAACAAACUCCAGCCUGCUGAGCGACUGCUCAGGAAAGUGGAUCUGCAUGUUUCUGGGUUUCAUCUGAACUGCUAUAGGAACUUUGUGCUGUUGUGCUUCUGUGAAUAUUUAAUGUGUUGACUUUUCUCUGCGAUGUCGUCUAUACCUCAUUCUCCCUCCAAUGCCACCGAGGAGCUGCAGUACUGGGGCUUCCUGGAGAAGCUGAUGGUCUCCACUCUGUCUACGGUUCCCUCCUGUGUGUUCCUCUACGUUAACGGGACCAUGCUGUUCUCUCUGAGGAGUAAGCCGGUGUUCUGUGAGACUCCUCGCUACGUCCUCCUGUAUAACCUCCUGUUUGCAGACACCGUGCAGCUGGCUCUGAGUCAGGUCAUGUUUAUUCUGGCUGUUUGCAGGGUGAAGCUGUCCUAUCCGGUGUGUAGCUGUCUCACUCUGCUCACUAAUCUCACCACUGUGAUCUCUCCCCUCACUCUGGUGUUGAUGUCUGUGGAGAGAUAUGUGGCUGUGUGUUACCCUCUGAGACACACCACCAUCAUCACCGUCAGGAACACAGCGGUGGCCGUCACCGCGGUGUGGGCCGUCAGUACACUGAACAAUCUCACUCGACUUCUCUUGUCUUUAUCGUUUCAGAAGUUGGGGAUUCUGCAGGUGAAAGAUCUCUGUUCUAAUUUAGCCAUGAUGCUUGGAUCUGUGUCUCUUGACUAUGACAGAGCCUUCACUGGUUUUCUGUUUGUGUCGGCCGGCGUGGCCAUCGCCUCCUCCUAUGUCGGCGUGGCAGCAGCAGCCAGGUCGGCCUCUGCAGACAAAACUUUGGCCCGUAAAGCUCGAAACACGUUGCUGCUGCAUCUGGUGCAGCUGGGCCUCAGUCUGUCCUCCACCAUCUACAACCCGCUGCUCAUCGCUCUGUCCACAGCCGUCACCAGGAUCGUGUUUGUGCGAGUCCAGAAUGUCUUCUACGUGUGCUUCGUCAUCUUAUCCCGAUGUCUGAGUUCGCUCAUCUAUGGACUCAGAGACCAGAGGAUCCGGCCCGUCCUCCUCGACCACCUCUGCUGCCGACUCGGACGUUCCGUGGUUCCGGCCAGCAGCUGAGAGAAACACUGAGGCAGGUUGAUAUGAAAAUUAUUCAUUUGUUAAUGUCGGUAUUGGUUGAAAGUCACUGACAAUCCUGUUAACGCUCUGAACUCCAGGCAGUUUUUUGGGUGUUUUCUGCUCCUGUCUUAUUAUUACUCACUGUGGGCUCAUUAUUUACUGCGAUCUAAAGUUAUAUGGAAACAAAGAGAAACUCAGAAAUGUCUUCUCUGCAGGGAGACACAGGUAGAAUGACGUUAUUUGUAAAUCAGGAAAAAAUCUGUUUUUCCAAAAAAUCUGGAUUCAACAUUAGCAAUGUUUUCCUUGAGUCCAGGGUCAGGGUUGAUUUUAUAGUUUUGUUGUUUUUAUGAGCCUCAUUGUUGUCAUAUUGUGAGGUUUUUGCUGUUUUAAGUCUCAUUUUAGUGGUUUUGUUUCCAGCUUUUGGUUGUUUUGUUGCCUCAUUUGUGUCUCGUUUGUGUUGUUUGAGAGUCUGGCCUCCAGUCGAAAACACGUGGCUGAUUUUAACAGGCUUCAUGAUUGUACUUUUCUGCUGCUUCAUGUCUUUACUGUGUUUUUGAGAACAUCGCUUCACAGAAACAAAAGUCUAAUUAAGCUGCAUUACAGUUCUAUUUACCUGUAGAGUGUUUAAAUAAAGCUGUACAGUCAGAACAUGAUUAGAAAUAAAGACAGACAGUGAAACUAAUGCAGGACGUGGAGGAGAAAGAAGCCGAUAAUUUAAUGACUAUUUCAGAAAAAAGGUGAAGGCUUUAAAUGUAAACCCUGACUGGAUUGUAAAUGUCAUGAAUGUAGCUGGAUUCUGUUGUCAGUCAAUAAUGUUGUUUCUCCAAAACCUUAUUUUCAGAACAAGUGCUACAGAUGUUCUAAAGUCUCUAAAACGUCACCAUUACGAGCACAACCGGCUUUUAUUUGACCUUAUUGUGUUUAUUUACUGUAACUUAUUUCAUUUUGUCAGUGUAAUAAAUUACAGUAAACAAUAAACAAGUGUUUCUAAAAUGUU